Molecule: messenger RNA, 2065 nt
Organism: Daucus carota subsp. sativus
Lineage: Eukaryota; Viridiplantae; Streptophyta; Magnoliopsida; Apiales; Apiaceae
Product: pectinesterase/pectinesterase inhibitor PPE8B
Exons: 3
Coding region: 156-1769 (537 amino acids)
Biological process (GO): cell wall modification
Molecular function (GO): pectinesterase activity; pectinesterase inhibitor activity
Source: RefSeq, a predicted model, not a curated record
AUUCUCUCUCUCCCUCUGCUCUCUCUCUCUCUCUCUCUCUCCCCCUCCCUCACUCUCUCUCCCAUAUAUUGACACAGCAUUCCACAUUUCUUGGUUCAUUGUAGCCUAUUGGUACAAGUUUGGAAAGAUUACACUAAAUAUAACAUAUAUAUGUGAUGGCCUUGUCCUCAGCCAAGAAAAAUAUGAUUCUACCUCUGAUACUUGUAUGUUUCUUUUGUUCUCCACUUGAUAGUUAUGGUGAUGAUUAUAAGAUUUACCAGCCCGACUGUUUAACCAUUCCGGCCACCGAGUUUUUGAGCUCAUUGAAGACCACCAUUGACGUUGUCCAACAAGUCACCUCCAUUGUUUCUGAAUUUAGCCGAGGUUUCCUCGAUUUUCGGCUGUCCAAUGCCAUUUCUGAUUGCCUUGAUCUGCUUGAGCUCUCCACUGAUGAAUUAGUCUCCACUCUUUUACUCACUCAGAACCCCCACAAUAGUCAAGACAACAGCACGGGGAAUCUGAGCGCGGAUUUGAAGACGUGGCUCAGCGCGGCAUUGAGCAAUCAAGAUACUUGUGUUGAAGGUUUUGAUGGUACUAGAGGCUUUGUUAAAAGUUUAGUGGCAUCUGGCCUUGAAGAAAUUUCUUCAUUAGUCCGCGUCAUUCUUGCCAAUGUGAAAUCACCUCAUGAUCGAAAGAGUGGUAGCAGGAGGCGUCAUCAUAGGCGCGGUGACAUGCCAGGGUGGAUGCAUAAGAGGAAGUUGAUUGGUGGGAGAGAGUUUCCAGAAUGGGUCAAGGCAAGUGACCGGAAGAAGUUGUUGCAGGUUAAUGGAGUGGUGGCGGAUUUGGUGGUGGAUGUGAAUGGAUAUGGGAAUUUUACCACAUUGAGUGAUGCUAUUAAGGCGGUACCAGACUAUUCGACGAAUAGGACUGUGAUUUAUGUGAAGAAAGGAGUGUACAAAGAGUAUGUGGAAAUUAGUAAGAAGAAAUGGAAUGUAAUGUUAGUUGGAGAUGGCAUGGAUGUGACUAUUAUUUCUGGUAAUCACAGCUUCAUUGGCGGUUGGACCACUUACAGAUCGGCAACAUUUGGAGUGAAGGGUCGUGGAUUCAUAGCCAGGGACAUGACAUUUGAGAAUACAGCAGGACCUGAAAACCAUCAAGCUGUCGCAUUCCGAUCUGACUCUGAUUUAUCAGUUCUUUAUCGGUGUGCAAUGAGGGGUUACCAGGACACACUGUACGCUCACUCACAACGCCAAUUCUACCGUGAAUGCCAUAUUACAGGCACGGUAGAUUUUAUCUUUGGCGAUGCAGCUGCAGUAUUUCAAAAAUGCCAAAUUUUGGCACGGAAGGGCUUACCGAAUCAGAAGAACACAAUUACAGCUCAAGGCCGAAAAGAAGCAGCAGAAACUACAGGUUUCUCUAUUCAGUUCUCAAACAUAUCAGUGGAGCCGAAUGUGGUAUCUAAUUCAACUGGAAAUUCCACGUUAACGUAUCUUGGAAGACCGUGGAAAUUAUAUUCAAGAACGGUUGUAAUGCAGUCAUAUAUCAGCAAUGCCAUAAGGCCGGAAGGGUGGCUAGAAUGGAACACAACAUUCGCGUUGGAUACAUUAUAUUAUGGAGAGUACAUGAAUUAUGGUCCGGGGGCUGGCUUAGGCAACCGAGUGAAGUGGCCAGGUUAUCGCGUCUUAAAUACUACAUCGGAGGCCAAUGCUUUCACAGUGGCUCAAUUUCUUCUGGGUAAUUCUUGGUUGCCAUCAACUGGUGUAAAAUACACUGCUGGAUUGGUGGUCUGAGCACUCAAAACCCUGUUAUCACUGCUCUGUUUUCUCAGUUGUACACUUUUUAUUUCUGUAUUUUUUUGUUUAUAGUAAUUGUUAGAGGUCUUGGGGAGGUAAUUGUGCUCCACAUAUUAAGUUUGAGUUGGCAUUUCAAAAAAGAAAAUAAAGAGAUAUACCAUACUUGUAUUUUAAGAUCAAGUGUGACAGAAGCUUCUUUUUUUUCUUACUUGAAAUGUUAACUUCUCAUUUGCCCUUUCUGAGGAACUGAGAUUUGUGGAUUCUAUCUAAUUUAAAGAACUAUUUUGUGGUUA